AUGACGUUACUAUAUCGUGCACUUUGGUAUGAUAGAAUUAAUGAUAGUUGGGUAGGCAUUGCACCAAAAGAUCAUACAAUUUCAGCUUAUCAUAUAACCGACGUGUCUCCGGAUGUCUUUAAAUUAGGUCGGCUGAUGACAUCAGAUUACGUGAUGGCACCCUGCUUUAACGGUUCCCUAUAA
Messenger RNA from Dentiscutata erythropus, 183 nucleotides. Lineage: Eukaryota; Fungi; Glomeromycota; Glomeromycetes; Diversisporales; Gigasporaceae. The record is from the annotation of a GenBank genome assembly.